This is a messenger RNA of Tachysurus vachellii, 1013 nucleotides long. RefSeq names its product ribosomal protein S24 (gene rps24). Gene Ontology annotation, biological process: translation. The transcript is spliced from 5 exons. The record is from RefSeq and is a predicted model, not a curated record. Gene Ontology annotation, molecular function: structural constituent of ribosome. Bases 112 to 510 code for a protein of 132 amino acids. Gene Ontology annotation, cellular component: ribosome. Lineage: Eukaryota; Metazoa; Chordata; Actinopteri; Siluriformes; Bagridae.
UUAUGGUCAGGCACAAUUGCAGCCACUCAAACCUCGAUCCAGUCAGGCAUAUUGCCUGCCACCUACAGGUCCUCCUUCCUUUUUCUCGUCCCUGAACGAGCCGACGCCAAGAUGAACGAUAGUGUCACACUCAGGACUCGGAAGUUCAUGACAAACCGCUUGCUUCAGAGGAAGCAAAUGGUUUUGGAUGUCCUGCACCCUGGAAAAGCAACAGUCCCCAAGACUGAAAUCAGGGAGAAGCUUGCCAAAAUGUACAAGACCACACCUGAUGUAGUGUUCGUCUUCGGUUUCAAGACUCAAUUCGGUGGUGGCAAGACAACAGGUUUUGCCAUGGUCUACGAUUCACUAGACUACGCCAAGAAGAAUGAGCCCAAAUACAGACUGACCAGACAUGGUCUUUAUGAGAAGAAAAAGACCUCCAGAAAACAGCGCAAGGAAAGAAAGAACAGAAUGAAGAAAGUACGGGGCACCAAGAAAGCCUCCGUUGGUGCUGCUGGCAAGAAGAAAUGAGGUCAGGAAAAGGUAGAGCAGAAAUUGGCAUGGAGUGCUGAUUGCAGUGCACUUUUACCUUAUUUAGUUGAAGUGCUCUGCAUGUUAAUCCUAGUACUUUGCCUCUAGAAAAAAUCCCAAUACAAGGCAGUUGCUUGUCUUGUAUGUCUAAUUGUUUGACAAUGUAAACCCCUAAUAGCUGAUUGUAACUGGUAAUUUUCACCUUCACUAUGAAUUAGGAGCAGCAUGAUGUUUAGUUAACUCUUGUAACUUUUUUUAUAAUAACUGAUGAACUGCAUGUUCGCUCAAGUGUGAUUACAAGAUUGUCAUCUUGAAUUUUUGCAUUAGAUAUUUGUAGUUAACUGCCUGUAGAGUGCAUAGAGAAGCAGAAGAUACCUCAAUUCUUUUACCUCAUUGACUGUUCUAAUGUGUACUUUCUCCCCCUCUCAACAGUGAGACCUUCAGGAAAGACCAUCAUCCUGAAUGUUCUUGUAUAUUGUCUGCAAAUAAAUUUCUAAAAAGAG